CACAAUUUCUCGACAAACCACAAGCUUGUGCAGUACUUCAGUGUUUUGUAGAUUAAAAUGCAAUAUUCACUAUAAAUAUUCAUAGGGUUUAUUGGUAAAAUAUAAAAGAAAAGGAAGAACGCGGGAAUCGCCUAAAACCAAGAGCAACUAUACUUCUCAGUGAGGGCGGGGAAAUCAGUAACAUUUGAUUGUUAGGUUACAUCCAUGUGCUUUCGCUGGCCAGACGGCCACGGCAUGGGAGAUUGACGUGUUAGGACGAGAAGAUUGGAAGAGAAAGGGGUUUUUCAAUACUAAACAUUUUGGGUUCGCCGCGCUCUGCGGCUUUCCAAAGCGUUCAAAGAUUAUUAUUUUCAUUACCAACAUGAAGUUUAAAAAAGUAUUAUUUUGCCAGUUUAUUGCAUUGUUUUUUCUUCUUCUCCUGAUCGAGUACAGUGAGGCUGCGGCCUGUAAAGGUUGUCAAGUUCAGCCAUGCAUCUGUGUGGGAGAGAAAGGUAUUCCUGGAAUUAUAGGUCUUGCGGGAGUCACAGGUCCACCUGGACCACCAGGUCGCAUGGGUGAUGAAGGACCAUAUGGUCCAUAUGGUGCACGUGGAGAAAGAGGAGAGCCUGGAGCUUUGGGGCCUAAAGGAAUUAGGGGUGAACAGGGUGUUCCAGGAUUCAGUGGAUCAGCUGGUGUUCCGGGUUUACCUGGAGAUGAAGGGAUGCGAGGGAAGCAAGGAUUUCCUGGAUGUAAUGGGACAGAUGGAGCACCAGGUCAACAUGGUAUACCAGGAAUUCCAGGUGUACGGGGUCCACCUGGUCCACUUGGAGAUUAUGGGAUGAGGGGAGAUCCAGGAGAAGGAGGAAUUAAUUCUAUUGGAGUUAAAGGUGAACCUGGGGAAUCUGGUCGACCUGGCCCUGUGGGCCGCAGAGGACUCACAGGCUUAACAGGAGAGAAAGGAGUUCAAGGUCCACUAGGAGUUCCUGGUGUAAAAGGUGAUCAAGGUGAACUAGGGCCUAAGGGACCUACAGGAGAAGGCAGGGAAGGAUCUAAAGGCCCAAAGGGUAACAGGGGUUAUCCAGGAGAUGUAGGACCACAAGGGCCAACAGGGCGAAGAACUCCUGAUCCAAACAUUAAACAUUUUAGGCAAGGAAAGAAAGGUGUAGCAGGUGAAAAGGGAGAGAAAGGUGCUAAAGGAGAACAAGGCUAUGAUGGGAUACCAGGAGAAGUAGUAAGUACAACGUUUGAUAUUGUACUUGAUAUUUUCACUUUUUACUCUUUUAUGAUUCACAGUGCAGGACAACAUCCUAAUUUUAUGAAGUGUUUAAUGAACAUCAAAUCUGUCCACAAUGGUCCACCUGGACCAACUGUAUCUAUUGGUGAACCUAUUCCUGGGUCCCCAGGAUCUCAGGGUCCAGUGGGGGAGAGGGGGGAGCCAGGAGGUCCAGGAAGACCUGGAAAUGUAGGACCUGUAGGAUAUCGUGGUUCUCCUGGAAUACCAGGUCCACAAGGUCCUCCAGGUGAGCCAGGACCACCUGGACUUAGUUUCAAAGGAGAGCCUGGAGAAGAUGGAAUUCCAGGAAAACGAGGUCCCUUUGGAAGACCUGGUGUACCAGGAGUACAGGGUCUAACUGGUGAUAAAGGUCUGCCUGGAUUUACUGUUAUUGGUAACCCAGGAGAAGAUGGACGAUCUGGUCUGCAUGGGGCACGUGGACUUCCAGGUCAACGGGGUGACCCAGGUUUUACAGGGCCAAAGGGUAUACCUGGAAUUGGUGUGUAUAAAACUGGACCACCUGGUGAAUAUGGACUUCAAGGCCUUCCUGGAGAACCAGGUUCUCCAGGGACUCCAGGCAGAGAUGGAGAGCCAGGCUUUCAGGGACCAAGAGGGGAUGAUUGUGGUUACUGUCCACCAGGACGGCAUGGUAUUGCUGGAGAAAGAGGAGAAGAUGGACGCCAAGGACCUCGUGGCCCAAGGGGUUUCCCAGGAUAUCGUGGGCAGCGAGGAAGAAAAGGAGAAUCUGGAAGGCCAGGUUCACCAGGCUUUAAGGGAGUUCCAGGUCGAACAGGAUCUGAUGGUAUGGAAGGACGAAAAGGAAUAAAGGGUGAACAUGGAGAAUUGAUAUAUCCAGGAGCUACCAAAGGAGCAAAAGGAGAAUCUGGAGAGGUUGGUCCACCUGGUCUUGAUGGAAUCCCAGGAAAAGAAGGACCUCCAGGUCCAGAAGGUUUUAGAGGAUUUUCUGGAGCAAAAGGACAACCGGGAAAUUUUGGAGAUGAUGGUUCUCCAGGAUUUGUAGGUCCUCCUGGACCACCUGGUCGUCCUGGACCUAAAGGAAAAGAAGGGGAUGUUUUGUAUGCUAGUAAAGGUUUUAAAGGAGAAAAAGGUGAUCCUGGUUUUGAUGGCUUUGAUGGUCAAGUUGGAGAUAAGGGUGAGAAAGGAGAACCCUUUCCUUUGGAUAGAUUGGAAAAAGAUGAAAGAUAUAUUCGCUUUAGAGGUCCAAAAGGCUACCCUGGUGUACCUGGUUUAAAGGGAAACAGAGGUAUUACUGGUGCGAAAGGCUAUUCUGGUUUAAAGGGUCUUAAUGGUCGUGCUGGACAACCUGGCAGGAAAGGAGCUUCUCCUCGUGGUGAAACAGGGAGAAAAGGGUAUCCUGGUAUAGAUGGUGAUCCUGGACUUCCAGGAAGUCCAGGACUGCCUGGAAUUAGAGGAAAACCAGGUCUAGAUGGACAUCCAGGAACAAAGGGUGCACUUGGUUCACCUGGAGAUGAAGGACAAGAAGGUCCCUAUGGAUUACGGGGGCCUCCUGGUCGACAAGGAGACCAAGGAGAUUAUGGAAUUCCUGGAUUUUAUGGAGAACCUGGGGUACCUGGUCCUAGAGGAGAUCCAGGGCUUAAAGGUUCUGCUGGACAAAGUGGUUUUCCUGGACUGAAGGGGGAGAAAGGAGUUCCAGGUGUUGCUGGAAUAGGCACUAUUGGCCCUCCAGGACAACCUGGAUUCAGGGGAUUUGAUGGCCAAAGAGGACAAAAAGGCAAUGAGGGACCACCUGGGAGAGUUGGAUUUCCCGGAGAAAAAGGAAGAGUUGGUCUGCCAGGCAAUAAAGGAGCAUCAGGAAUUCCAGGCAAGGAGGGAAUACCAGGAACCCCUGGAAUUCCUGGAAAAGAUGGAUUGUCAGGAUUAACAGGCAUGAGAGGUGAACCUGGAGAAGCAGGAGCCCCAGGAAAUGAUGGAUUACCUGGACAACGUGGACUGGAAGGUCUCCCUGGCCUUAAAGGAGAGCAAGGAGAACCAGGGUAUGAAGGAUAUCGCGGACGCCAAGGUCUACCAGGAUUCAGAGGUGAAGCAGGGGAUUCUGGACCUCAAGGGCCUGAGGGUCCACCUGGGGAUCCUUCCCCAGUGGGUCAGAAAGGAGGUAUCGGAGAGCCUGGAUUUUUGGGUCCACCUGGGAGACCAGGACCACCUGGCCUACCAGGAAGAUUGGGACCUAAGGGAGUACAAGGGGUCCCAGGAGAGAGCCUAGGGGCAGAGUUUGGACCAAAAGGAGAAGUAGGUGAUCAGGGUUUUAGAGGACCCCCAGGAACCCCAGGACCGAAAGGAUUCAUGGGAAUCAUGGGAGCUCCAGGAAAUGAGGGAGUGAGGGGAGAUAAAGGAUAUAGUGGUUUCCCAGGCUUUCCAGGAAGGGAUGGCUCUCCAGGACGUCCUGGAGUAAAAGGAAGAAGUGGACUACCAGGCUUUCCUGGUGUUCCAGGAUCAAAGGGAGAAAGAGGUAUAGUGGGCUUACCAGGACAAAAAGGAUCUGUUGGUGAUGAAGGAAUCCCUGGAAGACCUGGACCAGAAGGACAUAAAGGUCAAGUUGGAGACACAGGAGAACAUGGACGACCAGGUCUCCCAUCAACUGAAGUCAGUAGAGGUGAUCGUGGUGAACCUGGAGUGCCAGGACUUCCUGGAUAUCCAGGAGAGAGAGGAGAAUCAGGGCUAUCAGGAUUACCUGGGUUGAAAGGACAACGAGGAGACCCUGGAUUUGAAGGUUCUCCUGGAAUCCCUGGGAGAGAUGGUUCCAAAGGUUAUCCUGGAGAACCUGGUGGGGUUGGUGAAAAAGGGUUACCAGGCUAUCCAGGUCCUAAAGGAGAACCAGGUACCACAGGCAUCUCUGGGUUUCCAGGUCUUCCAGGUACACCAGGUGUAAAAGGAGAACGAGGUGACGUAGGAGAAAUAGGUCUAAUAGGACCAAAAGGAUAUCGAGGAUUUAGUGUAGAUGGCCAGAAAGGUGAACGUGGUGAAGUUGGAUAUGCAGGGGAUCCAGGUCGUUUUGUGAUUGGUCCAAAGGGUGAAUCUGGUAAUCCUGGAGUUCCUGGUUUGAUUGGUCCACCUGGAGAUGAUGGAUUACCAGGUGUUAGUACUCCUGGUCAGCGAGGUAACCCUGGGCCUCCAGGAUUUGAUGGCCUGUUAGGUCAGAAAGGCAGGAGAGGUGAUCGAGGAGUUGAUGGAAUCACAGGUUUUCCUGGACCACGAGGGCUAAGAGGAGAUGAUGGUUUUCCCGGUGAGCCUGGUGUACCAGGAUAUGUUGGACCAGAUGGUGACAAGGGCGAGAGUGGUGACAAUGUUCCACCCCCAUUGAUACAUGAGCGACCCAGAGGAUUCCCAGGAGAUCGAGGUCUUAAAGGGCCAAAAGGAAUUACAGGCUAUCCUGGAAGCAUUGGUCUUCCUGGUCUGGAUGGUGACCGUGGAAUUCCAGGUGAACCUGGACCUCCAGGUCCUACUGGAAGACCUGGUCCUCAAGGCCCAAAAGGGGAAAAUGGACUUCGUGGAAAUAAUGGAGUAGAAGGUUUUCCAGGUUCUCGUGGCCAACCUGGAGAUCCAGGACAGCGUGGACCUCCAGGAUCCCCUGCACCAUCUCGUGGGUACUAUUAUACUCGUCACAGCCAGUCAGUAGAAAUACCUCAAUGUCCAAGAGGUACGACACCAAUGUGGAAUGGUUAUUCCCUCCUCUAUAUUAUGGGAAAUGAAAGAGCUCAUGGACAGGAUUUAGGUGGUCCUGGUAGUUGUUUGAGAAGGUUUUCAACAAUGCCAUUUAUGUUUUGUAACCUUAAUAAUGUUUGUAAUUUGGCAUCUCGUAAUGACUAUAGUUACUGGUUAAGCACACCUGAACCAAUGCCCAUGAUGAUGACUCCUAUUGUUGGAAGAGAUAUUCAGCGAUAUAUCAGUCGAUGUGUUGUUUGUGAAUCUUCAACCCAGGUUAUUGCUGUUCAUAGUCAAACUAUGGAAAUACCUGACUGUCCUACUGGAUGGGAUGGACUCUGGAUUGGUUACAGUUUCUUCAUGAAUACAGAUGCAGGUGCAGAAGGAAGUGGUCAGCCACUGUGGUCCCCCGGUUCUUGUCUGGAAGAUUUUCGACCCAAUCCUUUCAUUGAGUGUCAAGGCCAUGGACGAUGCAAUUACUACACUACAGCCUACAGUUUCUGGCUUGCAACUAUUGAAAGAAAUGCUGACUUCCGAGUUCCAGAUUCCCAAACUCUGAAAGCAGGAGAUCUUCGCUCCAGAAUCUCCAGGUGUAAAGUUUGUAUACGGAGACUGUCAGGAGGAAAUAAUGACAAAGAAAUUUUCCUCCCAAUUUCAUCGUAGUAGUUUUAACAUUCUAUAAUUCCUUGACAGCUUUAUUCCAGCAUGUUCUUUAAGAGCUACUUUAGCAAGGAACACUUAAGAUAUGUUUACUUUCUUUUUCGAAAAUAAUAAAAAAAUAAUUCAAAUAGACAGUAAUAUAAAAUGUUGACUUUGAACCAUACAACCGAAUUUCUAAGUUCACAAGUAUAAAACUCGUUGCUUGUGACAUUCAUUUGAUAUGUUUUAUCGUUUAUAUUGACAUACCUAGAAGGAUCUUAUCUUAUUGUACCUUGCUGUUUUGUUAUUGUGUGUAAUAAAAAUCAUGGUGCUUUAUAACAUUCACUGCCAAGACAAGCAGAUUUACAUACAUAUAAAGUUUUGUGUAUAAUACUAUUGGAUCUGUGUUAUAUUUGUUUCAUCUCGGUGGUUCUUUAGCUUCAUGAAGUAUUUAGUUAGAGGAAAUUGGUUAAUGAAAUGUCAAUAUAUUAGAACUAAAAUAUUAUGUUUUAUGGAAUGUAAUUGCUUUUAAUUUUAAAUGUAAAAAAAUAUGGUUGAAAGCAAGAACACUGCCAGAGUGUCUCAUAAUGGCUUAGACAUCUUGUCUUGUUUACAUAAAAUGCCAGAUUUGAAGUAUUUCUAUUAAUGAUUUUUUUUUAUUCUGAAUUUAUAUUUUCCAUUUAAAAUGGCCACUGUGUGAUGACCAUAAUAGGUUAAAAAAUGAUGUUUUAUAAUAAGUGUUUUGUGACAGAAAUGUGUUUUAUUGCUUUUAUUAUUUAAAGCUUAAAAUCGAUGUAAGUGCUAGCUUGAAUAAAUAUCAAAAUUCAGGAUUUAUAAACUGUU
Messenger RNA from Limulus polyphemus (Atlantic horseshoe crab), 6415 nucleotides. RefSeq names its product collagen alpha-1(IV) chain-like. The transcript is spliced from 39 exons. Gene Ontology annotation, molecular function: extracellular matrix structural constituent. The record is from RefSeq and is a predicted model, not a curated record. The coding region runs from base 362 to 5596 and encodes 1744 amino acids. Lineage: Eukaryota; Metazoa; Arthropoda; Merostomata; Xiphosura; Limulidae. Gene Ontology annotation, cellular component: collagen trimer; basement membrane.